UGGAGAGCCAUUAACUGAAUGAAACAUUCGCAUGCGUUUUUAGUGGCUAGGUGAGGUAGCCUAUCGAGUGACAGUGACGGUAAUGAGAUAUAAUCUCUUUGGGGAAAAAGGCAUCUUGGCUAUUCUCUAUCCGAGUCCGACUGGAUUGCUAGGAAAUAACAUUUACCGUCGCACGGUGGUUUGAUAGAAUUCUUUUAUGUAUCCUUAAAAAAUGUCUGUGAUUUUCUUUCAUCACGCUGACCAAUUAAUGCAAUCGAUAUCAAGCUAACCAACAUCAUUGGCAUCACUAGGACGGCCGGAUACUAUUCCACAUCUCCAGUGGAACGAGUUACACUGCAAGAACUGGGCUAAUCUGAAGCGGCUCUCCUGCUGGGAUGUCCAAAACCCAGAGGUCGGCGUCCAGGUCUCGCUCCCGCUCAGCGUGCCGCUCCAGGUCGCACUCAUACUCCCGCUCUCGCAGCCGCUCCCCGUCACGACCCAGGAAGCGGCGUUACAGCUCUAGGUCUCCCUCGCGCUCCAGAUCCCAUUCUCCGGCUCACAACCGGGAGAGGAAUUACACCCGGGAGUACCAGAACAACCGGGAGUUUCGGGGCUUCCGAGGCUCUCGACGGCCCUACUUUCGCGGUCGAGGACGGGGCUACUUCCCCCGCGGCCGCUUCCAGAGAGGAGGCCGGGGCGGCAACUUCAAUAACUACCGCAACAACAACAACUGGCAGAACUACCGGCAGCAUCCCCAGCAGCAGCAGCAGCAGCAGCAGCAACAUCAGCAGCAGCACAACAACUGCAACAGCCACAGUCCCAAGAGGGGGCGCUGUCGCUCCCCAAAGAAGCGCUCCGGCAGCCCGCCCUCACGCAGCUACUCCGAUGACUCGUCCCGCCGCUCACGACACUCCUCCUCCUCCUCCUCGUCCGGGGCCUCCUCUUCCAAAAAGAGAUCCGGCUCCCACGGCCACAAGAGGAGGCGCAGCAGGAGUGUGAAGGAGGACGCUGCAGCCACUGCCGCCUCCUCCUCCUCCAAGGAGACCCGGAAGGGAGCCGCCGAUGGGGAGCAGGGAGUGGAGAACGCGGGAGGGCCGUCCACUGAGGCGGAGGUCGGGCCAGGGUCUGAUUUGGGGGCAGGUGCAGGGGCAGGGGCAGGGGCAGGGGCAGAGGCAAGGGAGGAGGUGGGUUCUGGAGGCUGGCAGGCUGUGACAGAGACGAGUGACGCAGGUGGCCAGGGCUCGUCGCUGCCUGCCAGCCAGAAAAGCCCCUCUCCCAAAGGUUCUAAUGCCACCAGCAAUGGCACCCCCCUCUGGCAGGGCACUGACGGUGCAGCCCCCAUAAAAAGUCCCCCUAAGAAAAGCCCCACGCCUGCCUCCACCGGAUUUGGCUUCUUGUCAAAAGACAGCAGAGGAGAUGACCAAUCCAUCUCCAGUGCAUUUAGAAAGUUCCUUGAGGAACAGAAGAGCAAACAGCUCAGUGAGUUUGAGAAUGGCAAGGAAGACAAUACAGUCGAGGAGAACACUGACAGGAAAGAGAAGGGCAGUGGCAAGGCCACGGUUCAUGUCUUUGAGAAAGGGCCCAACUUUAGCUCCAAGUUCUCGAGCCACAAUGGUAAAGCAGCCAAAGAAAGGUACUCCUUUGAGGACUUCACCAUUAAAGCCUCCUGCAACAACUACUCCAGGGGCCCUGCCUUUCAUGGGCAUAAGGAGAAUGGAGAGGAGCAUGAUGAUGAUAUUGAUGAUGAUUAUGAUGAUGAUGAAAACGAGGAGGUGUUGAAAUCCCAACAUCAGAUGACAGAGGCGGAUGUCGAGGCGCCGAAGCGCAAAGGCAAGGCAGCGUUGUCGGCUCGUGAGCUCUUCGAACUGGCCUUCUUCCACGCCUCGCAGGACGCUGGUGACCUGGAGCUGCUUGAACAGCAGCUGUUCCCCAACCGCAAGCAGGAGCGGGCAGCCGCCGUGGCCGCCGCGCUGGUCCGCAGGGAGAUGGCAGGGAGGCUGCAGGGAGGAGCGCUCUCCCCAGAGAAAGGCCCUAAGGCCCGGAGCAAGGACAAGGCCCCCUCCACUGUCACGGCCCCUGUCCAGACCCAGGCCCAGUCUCGGAGGCCAGCGGAGAGCUGGGGCUUGGACACACUAAUGGGUAUGAGGGAGAAGUCCCCGUCCAGGGUGAUUGGGAAAAGGGGAAUAGAUGUGAGUGUGCGAAUGGACUCUCUCGACGACAACAUGUCAAGCUCCAACAAUGUUGUUGAGAGUGAGAGGCGUCUGGGUCGGGCCCAGCCUCAGCCUGCUAGAAAGGAGCCGGAGGUCCACUCUGCGGCCAAGCGCUCUCAGGCAGGCCACAUCUGCCGCUGCUCCACCGAUCUCUUCUCCCAGCACAUCGUCACCAUCAUCCACAACGUCAAAGCACAACACUUCUCCUGCUCUGGGAUGACUCUGACAGACAGAUUCGCCAUGUACCAGAGAAGAGCUGCAGAGAAGGAGAUAAUGAAGGCACGCAAAAGCCCAGAAAUACACAGGAGAAUUGAUGUUUCUCCCAGUGCUUUUAAGAAGCACGCUCACCUGUUUGAGGAGAUGAAAGACCUCGGGGAGAGCAGCUACAAGGCCAAAGGCAAAAAAGCCAAAGGCGACUCAAUGGAUCUGCGACAGGACAUAGAGCGCCGGAAAAAAUACUCCAGUCGCGAGACUGAGAACAAACAUGAGCAAGGGAGAGACUCAGGAGAGUCCUCAGACUCAAGCCGAGAGAGAUCCACAGAGAAGACAUCCAAGCAUCGCAGCAAACACAAGAAAAGCAAGAAGAAGCGUGAACGUUCUCAUUCUUCAUCGUCCUCCUCGUCCUCCUCGUCCUCCUCUCAUUCCAACCGGGCGAAAGACUACCCUAAUGAGGGUGCAGGCCCCAAGGACAGAGGCUUCAACAAGGCCCGUCUGGGGCCCCGAGAUCACGGGGGCCCCAAGGAGAGAGGACGGGGCCGUGGAGGCUUUCAGCUGAGAAUCAGAGGAAGGAGUUGGAACAGGGGAAAUUUCCAGAACAAUAGUAAUGGAAGUGGCGAUGGCAUGGGCGCGCCGUUGCACAGACAGAAUGAGGAGAGGGAUCCAGAGCACACCCCCAAGAGCCGGACCUACUACCUGCUGUCUCUCUUCCAGCACGACGACAGGCAGGGAGACAGGGACAAGAGGUGGAUGGAGAACCGUGGGCGCGGCCGGGGCAGUUUCGUCCGCAGCGGAGGCCGCUUCCUGUUCCGUAAGGCUGCCCCCUCCUCUGUGGCAACCACCACCUGCACCACCUCCACCAGCAACGGCAACACCAACGCCACCAAUCACGCCAGCCCCAAGUGGACGCACGACAAGUUCCAGGGCAGCGCGGAGGAGGGCGAGGUGCAGGAUGACGACACAGACCAGGAGCGCAAAGAGGACGCCAAUGCCGGAGUGUCGGUCAGCUCUGGCCAGUGAGAAGUUAAGGGCUGGAUUGGGAUGGUGACCACCACCCCGUGAACUUUGACCUGGAAGCAAAUCAUCAAAUCACCAAUCAUGCUUGUAUUUGCUGAAGUAGUAGAGGAAGUGCUUGUUAGGGCACAGAGACAGCUUUGCUUGUGCAACUCUCACUGUAGAUGAACAAACACUUGUCAACAGAUGCAUCAAUGCCAAUGAUUCAGUCAUAACAGGAGAGGUGCAAGACUGUUCUUUCAGAGGCCGUCAACAGGGUGGACCUACUCCAAGAUCGGUUAUGUGGUAUCCUCUGUCCAGUUGAGUCAGCUUUAAGUAAUACAUUGUCUCUAAGACACUGAAUAGCUGUAUUCCAAAGUCCAGUGAAAUUUGCUGAACUAGUCAGUUUGGAAAAGUUUUUAUUGUGUAUCACAUGUUUUGUUGGUAUUGUUGGAAGACCAGUGGAGAUAUCAUGAUUCAUAACUUUUCUCUUCAUUUAUAUAUCACUUGUUUUACCAAGCACAAAACUGAGACAAUAGGGUUGUGCCUCAGAUAAUAGAUCUUUAGUAUAUCAGUUGUUAGCAGAAUGAAAGGACAAUAUAUAUACAUUAGAUUUAUACUAUACUAAAUUUACUGUAGUGAAAAAAUCAUGAACUUUUGCUGAAUUAAAUGAUAUAUUAUAACAUAUAUGAGCUACCUUGCAAUUACACUGAAAGGUACAGCAGUCUAGAGGGAUUGACACAGAUAUCCAAACAUGCUUAGAACUGUUAAAUAUCACAGUGAAUGACAGUACAUGAAGUCCUAACAAAAUAAAAAGUUGAGCAAAUCACGCUGGAAGUCAUGCAGGCUUUGAAGGUACAGAGAGAAAGCUGCUUAAAGUUUUUGUGAAAGAGGCUAAGAUAGGAUCUAAGCAUCGUGGCGUUCAGAGUGCUUGGGCCUCUUGUUGAGAAUGGGACCAAAUGAACAGAGGUCUAACCAGAGUUAACAAGUUGAGUACUAACUGUCUGCUGCAAAUGGCAGUUUCUUUCUUUUUUUAAAAAAAAUAUUGUAUUAUUUCUUGUUAGGGGCUAUCGAGUCAUUUUAAUGUGUAUGUCAGUUUCCUGUGCAGAUGAUUAUGUUCUUCUUUUGCAACGUGUUGUGUGUACGCUGGUAACCCUGUGGUGAAAACUUCCUAAUAUACAGUAAUGUUUGGAGUACAAUGUGCCUUGGUCAUUUUUGUGUAGAUUUCACUCAUUCACAUGAACUGGUGGCAAAAGUGGUAAACACAGGAAAUGAUUUUGGGGUGACUAUUUUACUGCGCUUUGAAGAUGCAAGAAAUCUGGAGAUAUAGUUGUGACAUGAUGUAUGUACUUAUAGAGGCAUUUUUAAUUUCUCUUUAAAGCUUUUGCUCUUUGUCUCUUGUUAGUUUUUAUAUCUUCACCAGCAGUGUACACCUGUACAGUGCAACUGAGUCCACUGGGAAAGGAUUUGGAAAUAAAUAAAAUAAUUCAGCAAUUAUUAAGAGAGGUAAAUGCAUAGUGGCAAUAUAAGUGCUGUUAAAAAUGUACUUUAAACUUUAAAAUCUAAAAUGACUGUUGCACUAAAGUGACCUGUGUGUCAUUUAGGUUCUGGGUUGCACUGUGUCUAUGUAUGGGAUGCACAUUUGGAUUGACAUUUUUUGUGGUUUGGGGCAAAUUGUUUAUAAUGGUCUUGUAGUUCUUGUUUUCACUCUAGAUUGUCAAUUAAAACAUUUGGUUUA
Molecule: messenger RNA, 5136 nt
Organism: Alosa alosa (allis shad)
Lineage: Eukaryota; Metazoa; Chordata; Actinopteri; Clupeiformes; Clupeidae
Gene: thrap3a
Product: thyroid hormone receptor associated protein 3a
Exons: 11
Coding region: 375-3425 (1016 amino acids)
Biological process (GO): positive regulation of transcription by RNA polymerase II
Cellular component (GO): mediator complex
Molecular function (GO): transcription coregulator activity; DNA binding
Source: RefSeq, a predicted model, not a curated record